Messenger RNA from Naegleria lovaniensis, 999 nucleotides. RefSeq lists its product as uncharacterized. The coding region runs from base 1 to 999 and encodes 332 amino acids. The transcript has a single exon. The record is from RefSeq and is a predicted model, not a curated record. Gene Ontology annotation, biological process: 'de novo' pyrimidine nucleobase biosynthetic process; amino acid metabolic process. Gene Ontology annotation, molecular function: aspartate carbamoyltransferase activity; amino acid binding. Lineage: Eukaryota; Heterolobosea; Eutetramitea; Acrasida; Naegleriidae.
AUGAUUUCCCAAUCCAUUCAUUCCGAAAGCACUAACAAAUUAUCUCAUCUCAUUACUAUCAAACAAAUCACUCCGCAACUCAGCGAAAGGCUUUGCCACCGUGCUUCUGAAUUUAAACAUUUUUUCAGUACUCAACAACAUGAUCAAUACAAUUCCAUCCUCAAAGAUAAGAUUGUCAAUUUGUUGUUUUUUGAGCCUUCUACCAGAACCAUGUGCAGUUUUCAGAGUGCAGUGUUGAGAUUGGGAGGUCAUCCUCUAACUUUGGAUAUUCAAAGUAGCAGCAGCGUGAAGGGUGAAUCUCUUCAAGACACACUCCGAGUGAUGGAACAAUAUGGAGAUUUAACUGUGAUGAGACAUUCCAAGAGAGGAGUUCAUCAAGAAAUGUCGUCCUAUCUAACAAAACCUUUGGUCAAUGCAGGAGACGGUGAUGGAGAACAUCCAACACAGGCUCUCUUAGAUUUAUUUACAAUUAAGGAAGAACAAGAUCGAGUGGCCAAGAAGAUUGAUUUUCAAGUGCAAACAAUUUGUUUAUUUGGAGAUUUAAAAUAUGGUCGAACGGUUCAUUCUUUACUGAGAUUGUUAUAUAUUUAUUUUAGAAAUCAACCUUUGAAAAUUUAUUUAAUUUCGCCUGAAGGAUUGAGAAUGCCUCAAUACGUGAUUGAUGAAUGUGUUCAAUUGGGUGUCAAUCAUACUCUCGUACAGACUGAAAUGUUAACACCUGAAAUUAUGAACGAAUUGGACGUUAUUUAUGUCACUCGAUUACAAAAAGAACGAUUUGAGAGCGAAGAACAAUAUUUAAAGCUCAAGUCCUCGUUCUGUUUAAAGAAAGAAAAUUUAAGUGCUUCUAGGAAUUCCCAUGUGCCAAUUAUUAUGCAUCCAUUACCAAGAGUAGAUGAGCUCGAUGAAGCUAUUGAUUCUGAUGAAAGAGCUGCAUAUUUCAGACAAAUGAACAAUGGCAUGUUCAUGAGAAUGGCAAUAUUGGAAAUGUUGUUAAAGUAA